Folsomia candida is the source of this 6035-nucleotide messenger RNA. RefSeq names its product multiple C2 and transmembrane domain-containing protein (gene Mctp). The coding region runs from base 308 to 3598 and encodes 1096 amino acids. Lineage: Eukaryota; Metazoa; Arthropoda; Collembola; Entomobryomorpha; Isotomidae. Gene Ontology annotation, molecular function: calcium ion binding. The transcript is spliced from 15 exons. Gene Ontology annotation, biological process: regulation of neurotransmitter secretion. The record is from RefSeq and is a predicted model, not a curated record. Gene Ontology annotation, cellular component: synaptic vesicle membrane.
CAGUCUGUGCCUGCCACGGCGUGACAUGGCUGCGAAAACCCUGCCUCCGACGAGACCUAUUUUCACCUCGCGGAUUCAUAAAACCUUACCCCCCACAACGUGCAAAUUUUCCCGCAAUUUAGACCUACAUAUUUCCAUUUAAGCGCCCCCUUAAAAAAUUAUGGGGACAGAAAACUCGUCACAUUUUUGACAAUCUCCUCAUCGCGAGACUAAUCAUUCCACUUGAGUGACGAGGGAACCAUUGAGGAGUCAAGUGAAGGAGUCAUCCCGUAAUCAGAGCCAAUCUAGUCAAGCCAGAUUUCCCAUCAUGGACCCCCACCACCCCGACGAUGAUGACGACCCACCCCGCCCCUCGUCCGGCUCAUCGCAACAUCAACCCCCCGAAGGUGGUGCCCCUGUCCGAAAAAAGUCGCCGCGCCGACCCCGCACGCGCUCCCCCGUGCCCGCCUGGUCAUCCGCCAAUCGGCGCAAGAAAACGUUGAGCGGCGGCGACGGGUCAGAGUCGAGUCGCGAACCGUCCCCACUUCCGGUCCCGUCGUCAUCGUCGUCUUUUCUGGGGAGGAGGAGCGCAAGUCCGCCGCGCCGCGAGAGCGGGGGCGCGAGCGCGUCUGGUCCAAGCGGUCCGAGCGGCGGUGGAAUCGGAGGAGACGUUGGUAUCAUGAGCCAGCCAAAUUCGCCCAGUUUGGGAGGACGCUUGUUGGGCCGCAUGGCGAGUAAAUUUGUCUCCAAGUCGGACGCGCAUCUUUUUCAGUCCAUCAAGGUUGGUUUUUUGUCGCGGUUAUCGCGGAAACGGUUUGCGGAACGAGGGGGGAAGACGGAGGAGGAGGGAGCGUCGUCGUCGUCGCCCAUUCACACGCCGUCCUUCACGCGAACGCCCACCCCGACGCCGCCGCCGUCGCGCGCGGACGCUCACCGGCCGAGAACGUUCUCCUCCUGCUGUCGAACCGAGGUUUCAUUUGACACGGAUUUAGAGGGGGAUUAUGCCCCCGAGGGGGACGGAGGAGGAGGAGGAGGUGGACGCAGCUACUCCAAAAACUCUGCCACUCCACCCACAACCAGUAUCGCCAAUGCCAAUUCGUCCGGGAGGAGUGGAGAUGGGGGAAGUUAUGGGACUCUGUCUCUGGGCGAAAGUGGGAGCCUUCCUCUGGACUCGUUGAACGUGAGCAGUUCUUCUACUUCCUCCUCCUUCUCAUCCCUCGCGGGGGGAGAUGCUGUCCCCUUCAUGAAUUUUCCUUCUCCUUCUCAGGCCCCCGCCACCGCCACCUCGACCACCGCCACCACCACCACCACCACUCCCUCCUCUAAGGCCACACCCUCCAGUGCCGCCACCACCGCCGCCAACGCCACGACCACCACGACCGAGACCAUGGCCCCUAGUCAGCACCACUUCCACACCCUCAUGGUCCACCUGCACCACGGUCGCAGCCUCGUCGCCAGAGAUGCCUGCGGGAGCAGUGAUCCGUACGUGAAAGUGAAAGUUGGGGAUAAGCUGUUGUACAAGAGUAAAACGAUAAAUCGUGACCUCAACCCGACCUGGGAUGAAAUCUUCAUCCUCCCCAUCGUCGAUAUCAACCAGCACGUCAUUUUCAAGGUCUUCGACUACGACUGGGGCUUAUCGGACGACUUUAUGGGGAUGACCUCCAUCGACCCGGGCCGCCUCCCGCUCAACAAGCAGGCCGAAUAUUCCCUCAUCCUCACAGAAACGAACACCCCCGGGACGGAGUACAUGGGAGAAAUCGUCAUGAGUCUCACCCUCGUUCCUAGAACCCUAGAAGAAAAAGAGAUUUGGAUGAGCGGCGACGGGCGAUUUAUCGAUACGCAGAAACGUGCCAAAUCUCAAGUCUGGUCUUCUGUGUUAACCGUCCUUAUCAUCGAGGCGAAAAACUUGUCCCCCGGUCCGGACAAUUAUGUGAUGGAUUCCUACGUCAAAUUCCGGCUGGGCACGCAGAAAUACAAAACGCGUACCGUUUCCCGUACCACGAAUCCCAAGUGGUUGGAACAGUUUGACUUUUACUUGUACGAAGGCCAGCCUCAAAUCCUGGACUUGCAGCUGUUUGACGAGGCCUUCAGCAAGGACUACAUCGGCCGCGUGGCCAUCGACAUCGGCCUCCUCGAGAAGGAGAGGACGCACCAGAAGGAGCUCAAGUUGCAGGAGGGGAACGGUCAAGUCUUCCUCCUCCUCACCGUCUCGGGAACGCAUGGGGUCGACUCCAUCUCAGAUCUCAUCAACCACACGCCCUCCCCUGAGCAGGAUGUCAAGUUGAGGGCCAAAUAUUCGUUGACCAACUCGCUCAACUCGUUCAGUGACGUGGGGACCUUGACCGUUAAAGUUUUUGAAGCCCAAGGCCUCGCUGCGUUGGACAUUGGGGGCAAAUCAGACCCAUUCGUAGUCCUUGAGCUGGUCAAUGCUCGCCUACAGACCCAAACUGAGUACCGAACCUUGAACCCGAUCUGGAACAAGAUUUUCACCUUCGCAGUGAAGGAUUUCACCUCAAUUUUGGACCUCACCGUGUUCGACGAGGACAAAAACCACAAGCAGGAAUUCCUCGGCCGACUUUCCCUCCCACUCUGGGAAAUCAAGAAUGGCGAGAAAAAAUGGCAUUUGCUCAAAGAUCGCAAACUUCUCAGACUAGCGGCUGGAAACUGCCCAAAGAUUUUGCUCGAACUCAGCGUCCACUGGAAUCCGCUACGAGCCGCGGUUCGUGUCCUGGAUCCACCCGAGGCCAAAUUACUCGUUGCUAAUCAAGGUUUCCGCAGGGAAACUUUCCUCCUCAAUAUUGAUCGUCUUAAAAGAAUUGGGAUCGGGAUUUAUGACAUUAUCCAGUAUUUAGAGAGCUGUUUGGACUGGGAGUCGCCCGUGCGGAGCGUCAUAGCCCUCGUGACGUACCAAGUGAUCUGUUACACCUUCCAACCCUGCAUGCUCCCCUUGUUCGUCCUCCUCUUCAUGUUUCGACAGUGGUUUCUCGGCUCCGUCCUCGGACGCCCCCUGCAUGACGAAGAUCUCGUCUCCGUCGACGAAAACAUCCUCGACGACGAUGACGACGACAAAGAUGAGGACGACCAAGUCAAAAAGUUAAGCUUACGACAAAAACUGCAAGCCGUGCAGGAAGCGACGCAAACCUUGCAGAAUGUCUUGGGCGAUAUUGCAUCCACGUUUGAAUCCGCGAAAAACACUUUUCGCAUGAAAAUCCCCUUCAUCACGUGGCUCGUCGUGGUGGCGCUUAUCCUGGGCACGGUGAUCCUGUACUUCGUCCCGGUCCGGUAUUUAGCCAUGGCGUACGGAUUCCACAAAUUCUUUAAGCCAAUCCUCCGGCCAAACGCGGUCCCAACGAAUGAGCUGUACAACAUUGUCCUUCGUGUCCCAGACAAUUUGCAGUUGAUUUACUAUCGUCCCCUCAACCCCGCGUCGACUUCGCCGAGCCGCUCAGCCAAACCGAGCUCGGCGGGAGAGCGGAGUAAAAGUCCUCCCGGCGCGACGGGGUCAGGGUCCAAGUCGACGUCGAAAAGCGUGAUCCGCGGCGACAGUGGCGACGCCGGUGGAGGAAGUUCUUCCGGCUCCAUUGGCAAAGAACCCAAGAAAAAGUUCAAGUUUUGGUAAUGGAUUUUCGAAAUUAUUCAAAUUUUUAUUCAGAAAAUUUGAUAAGCUUUCGAAAAAUGAAAUUAUUAAACUUGAAUGAAAUCAAUCAACCAAAGUGAUGAAGAAAUUAUUAAAAUUUAAUCCAAUUUCAAUCAAUAAUUUAAAUGUUUGAUAAAUUUUCGAAAAAAGUGUGGAUAAGAAAUUAUUAAAAUUUAAAUAAUCUAGUCAAUAUUUAAAACAAUUAUAUGAUAAAAUUUUGAAAAAUUACUAAGAUAUUCCGAAAUUUCAAUCAUUAAUUAAUUACCUGUGUCAAUCUCUAAAUGUCUCAUAUUCCUGGAAAUCUCUCGUAAUUAAUUAAUUAAUUAAUUAAGUAUUUAAUGUAUUUAACAAACAUUGAUUCAAUUAUCCGAGCCGAAUAAUUAAUCAAGUAUUACAAUUAAUUAAAAUUGGUGGAAAUUAUCUUCAGGAAAUGCUUAUCGAAUAAGACUUAUUAUUUAAUUAUGUGUGUAAAUUAUAGUCAGGUAAUUCUACCACUCCAAAAAUUUCAUCUUUAAAAUUAAUUGGGUAACUUAAUUUUUAUAAAUAAAUUAAUUAGGCAUUAAACUAUAGGAAUUAUUACAAUUAAUUAUUAUAAAUGUAAAUAAGUCAAGAGUAUUUAUUACCAGUCGUGAUUUUAUCAAAAAACAAAGUCUGAAUUAAAAUGUGUUAUCUUUUAGAAAGAUUAAUUAAUUAAUUAAUUAAUUAAAUCUAAUUAAAACUGAGCAGAUUGCAUGCUAGUAGUUCGUUCGUACUAUUACCUUUUAAGAAGCAUUAGCAAAUGUACAUAAAAUUGCUAUGCAUGCGCAUUUACAUAUUUACAUGUUGUUCGUCUCCUUAUCAAAAUGAUAACUAGAGUUACCACGUAUUCUUAUCCAAUUUUAUGUGGUUAUCAAUUAAUUAAAUGAGUUACCCUUGAAAUCAAGCAUAUCAUUUUACACCGAGAAAAAUGAAUGUAUAAAAAAUAUCAAAUUUUUCAGCCAUGCUUAAACAUUUCCUCAAUUUUUUUUGCGAAUUGUUCAAAUUUUACACAUAUUUUUCCUGAAUAAUUAUUCAAAUUUAAUCCAUAUUUUUCCAAUUUUUAAAAAUUAUUUAUUAAUUAUGUAUUUAAAAAACUUUACUCUUUUGCAUAUCCUGAAAUUAUACAUACCAAGAUAAAGCUAAAUUCGUGGUAAAAUAGGAUAAGUGUGUAGUUUCACUCAUUGUCCUUUCAAUCUCAGAUAAGCUUAAGAUGCUAACCGUGUGUCUCACUAAUUAUUAUUCCAAGUAUUAUGCACAAAUUCUGUUAGUUAAUCAGUUUUUCAUUUCGACAUUUCGACUUUCCAUCUCAAUCCGGUUAAAAAUUUGUGAUACUUAAAAGCCAUUUGCGUUUCUUGUUUCAUAUUAUUAUUCCUAUUUUAUUUUCUUUCUGCAAAGUAAAAUAGGAAAAAGUGCAACUUUUAAAAAAUUUGUGUACCUGCUUUCUCUCGCUGUACUUACAUAAUUAUAAAAAUUAAGAUAAUUUAUAUUGAGAAUUGUAACAAUUAGAUCUUACUGAACAUGGAAAUGAUAAUUAAAUGUAUGUAAAAAGUGUUAUCGUAAAUUAAUUCAAAGUGAAGUCUUAUCUCGUGUACAAAAAAAAUUAUGUACAACAAAACUACAGACAGAGAACUUUUUGAGAUUUUUGCCACGUUCCAAAAAGAAAUUACCAAGAAAAUUAUGCUUAUCGUACCAUAACCGCGACAAUUAUGCAAUGACGACAAUUAUGUAAUGGUGACAAUUUGUUAAAGUGUGUAUAUGUAAAUGGACCCUGCGUACAGAGUGUGAUCGCUUUUCUUAAAAUUUUGACCUCUGAUAAGAUACCACCAAAAAAACAAUCACAUCCUUGACGGAGGGUCCCUUUAAAUAUGUAAAUCUGGAAACUUAUGUUAACUUAACUUAUUUAUACUAAAUAUAUUUCUAGAGAAAGCAAAGCUGAAUGAAUUUAAUUGACAAUUUAGAUAUGCAUUAUGUAAAUUCAUGCCGAGCACUGUUGUAUUUUCGUAUCAAAGUCUAAAUGUUGACGUAAUUAGUUAGAUUAUAAAUGUUGUUAAUUAUUCACGAGAAGAGUUCACGUGGUUUUUAAUCUUUGAGCUUUAAUUAAAGUUCGUAAAAAUGAAUGUUUAACAAGUUAUAUAUCGUCUUGUUUUGCAUUUGUGUAACUAUAAAUUUUUUUAUGGAAAUGUUUCUCACUCAUUUUACAGAAAUUUAUAUACAAAUUACAAAUUACAAAAUGAUAUUAACGAAACGACAGAAGUGGAAAGGAAAAGAUUGGAAAUUAUUGUGAUUUUAGUUUUUGUACUACAAAACAAAACUAUAAUUGUUAUUGUUGUGUAUUUAAUAAGUGUUGAGCUGUUAUUGGUUUGUUAUCGGUGUGGAAAAUAAAUACAUAAAAAAUCGUGUG